AUGUCGCUCAUACAGUACGUGGAGAACAACAAAGUGAGCGACAACCACUGGUUCCACCUCGAAAGCAACGAGGCCGGGACACGUUGGUACGGCACGUGCUGGACGUACUACAAGAACGAGAAGUAUGAGUUCAAGAUGAACUUCGACCUCGCUGUCACGUACCCACAGGCCCCUCCGGAGAUUGCGCUGCCGGAGCUGGAGGGGAAGACGGUCAAAAUGUACCGUGGCGGAAAGAUCUGCAUGACGACGCACUUCUUCCCACUCUGGGCGCGCAACGUCCCGUACUUCGGCAUCAGUCACGCGCUUGCACUCGGUCUGGGCCCGUGGCUCUCGGUUGAGGUGCCGGCGAUGGUGGAGGAGGGUGUGCUCAAGCCCACUGGCGCAGCGGAGAAAUAA
Trypanosoma grayi is the source of this 396-nucleotide messenger RNA. RefSeq names its product ufm1-conjugating enzyme 1. Lineage: Eukaryota; Euglenozoa; Kinetoplastea; Trypanosomatida; Trypanosomatidae. Gene Ontology annotation, biological process: protein K69-linked ufmylation. Gene Ontology annotation, molecular function: UFM1 conjugating enzyme activity. Gene Ontology annotation, cellular component: cytoplasm. The transcript has a single exon. Bases 1 to 396 code for a protein of 131 amino acids. The record is from RefSeq and is a predicted model, not a curated record.